This is a messenger RNA of Zingiber officinale, 486 nucleotides long. Its product is annotated as putative glutaredoxin-C14. NCBI's taxonomy places the organism in Eukaryota, Viridiplantae, Streptophyta, Magnoliopsida, Zingiberales, Zingiberaceae. The transcript has a single exon. The record is from RefSeq and is a predicted model, not a curated record. Bases 89 to 400 code for a protein of 103 amino acids.
CUAUAUAUAUAUGCAAUUCAAACACAAUGCUAGUCCCACAGCUAGCUACGACUGAGCAACAUCGGCCGACGAUCUGAGUCAUAGCUGUAUGGACAAGGUGAUGAAGUUGGCGUCGCAGCGUGCGGUGGUCAUCUUCAGCUUGAGCUCAUGUUACAUGACCUACAGUGUGAAGAGCCUGUUCAAUGAUCUCGGAGUCAAUGCCAUCGUCCACGAGCUUGAUCAGGACCCGCGGGGGGCGGAGAUGGAGAAGGCACUUGUAAAACUGUUGGGGAGGAGGCCAGCAGUGCCGGCGGUCUUUAUCGGUGGCAGGUUUAUUGGCUCGACAGAUAGAGUCAUGUCGCUGCACCUCGGAGGAAAUCUUGUGCCCUUGCUAAGGGAAGCAGGUGCCCUAUGGCUCUGACCAUAAACAUCUGCCGAGGCUUUCGUGUUACCCGUGCUUUUGCGGAAUGUGAAAAUAAAUCAUAGAGCAACUUUAGGGUUCGUGUC